CAGGGAGGCCUUCCUGGCUCUGACCCUGUCCUUUCACCUGGGGAGAGGGGUUGAGCCGGGCCUGUCCUUCAGCAGCAGCCCCAGCUUGACUGAUGUCAACCAUCUCUCCAGAUUCCCUCAAAGACCCUGGGAGGCAGGAAUUACCCUCAUUUUGCAAAUGAGGCAACUGAGGCUCUUGAACUGACUUCCUGAAAGGUUUGGAUCCAAAGCUCCCUCAGAUCAGUGGCUGUGACUAUUCCCCUCAGAUAGGGCAGCCCCCAGGCCAGGGGCUACGUCUCCUCCCACAGACUUGGAAUAAUCCCAAGAGACCUGGGGGGCUCCCUCAGGUCAGAGGCUGAUUCGCCCCCCCCACCGCCCAGCCUGGGGGGCUCCCUCAGGGCCACAUUGUAGGGGGUAGGGAAGGGUGUCCCCCGCAUCUCUCCACCCUCUCCCUGGGACCCAAGAAUGCUGGGUGCGGGGCCAGACCAGCCCCAGGCUCUGGGCCUGUGAAGCCUUGUUCCAGGCCCUUUCUGGCUCCCAGGGCUGCGUUCUCCGGACUCCCCCCAAGAAUGAGCUCAGCCACCUAAUUGUGAUUGAGAAUGGAGGAUCACCCUACCCCGGGGUUGAGCUUCCAAUACCACCUUUGUCUAACAGACAAUGGGCUGCUAAGAAGCCGUUGUGCCCAGUCCAGGGUCGGGAUGCCUCGGUGUGUCCAGCCUGAGCCCCGGGCCCUGGGCAACUGGUACAGAGGCAAAUUACAUGGCUGGGGUUUUGGCUCUGACUUCAAGAGCCAGGGACCCAGCCGCCCUUUAGCCUGGCUAUAAAGGGCUGUAAAGGGCUCCCUGGGGUCUCUGUGCAAACCAGACCCUGCGCCUGACUUGUGGACACCAUGGCCGCCCCCACCACCAGCAUCUACCGGCUCUCCACCUCCGGCUCUGUCAAGGGCCUGUGUGUGUCUGGUCAGGGGUUUCUCUCGAUGUCUUCCAUCCGUUUUGGGGGUGCCUGCCAGUCCCCCAGCCUCCGGGGAGCCAGCAGCUCUGGCAACAUGUCUGUGUCCUCGUCCCACUUCUCCGUGGGCAUGGGGGGCAGCUAUGGCAGGGGCUGCUUCUGCAGCCUGGAUGGGGGCUUUGGCUCCAGCUUUGGGGUGGCAGACGCCCUGCUGGGGGGCAGUGAGAAGGAGACCAUGCAGAACCUCAACGACCGCCUGGCCUCCUGCCUGGACAAGGUGCGUGCUCUGGAGGAGGCUAAUGCUGACCUGGAGGUGAAGAUCCACGACUGGUACAAGAAGCAGGGCCCCGGGCCCGCCCUCGACUACAGCCACUACGUCAAGACCAUCGAGGACCUGUGGAGCAAAAUCCUGGCGGCUGCCAUCGACAAGGCCACCUUGGUGCUGCAGAUCGAUAAUGCCUGCCUGGCAGCCGAUGACUUCCACACCAAAUAUAAGAAGGAGCUGAACCUGCGGAUGAGCGUGGAGGCCGACAUCAACGGCCUGUGCAGGGUGCUGGAUGAGCUGACCCUGGCCAGAGCUGACCUGGAGAUGCAGAUUGAGAACCUCAAGGAGGAGCUGGCCUGCCUCCGGAAGAGGCCAGCUCGGGAAGUGAACGCCCUGCGAGGCCAGGUUGGUGGUGAGAUCAACGUGGAGAUGGACGCCGCCCCCGGUGUGGACCUGGGCCACAUCCUGAGCGAGACGCGUGACCAGUGCGAGAAGGUCACGGAGAAGACCCGCAAGGACGCCGAGGACUGGUUCUUCAACAAGGUGUGUGGCCUGCGUGAGCAGGUGCACACACAGAUCCAGAUCCAGAUCCAGAUCCCACUAGGGGUUCUCCCAGCCCGGGCAUUCACGGACGAGCUGAACCGUGAGGUGGCCACCAACACCGAGGCCCUGCCGAGCAGCCGGACGGAGAUCAUGGAGCCACGCCGCACCGUGCAGAACCUGGAGAUCGAGCUGCAGUCCCAGCUCAGCAUGCCACCUCCACCUUGA
Messenger RNA from Kogia breviceps (pygmy sperm whale), 1960 nucleotides. The record is from RefSeq and is a predicted model, not a curated record. Lineage: Eukaryota; Metazoa; Chordata; Mammalia; Artiodactyla; Physeteridae.